GUUGAAUGCAACUCUAAAGCAGGUUUGAGUUGGCCACCUUUAGCACUUCCGGCGUCGACAUCAGUCCGAGGCGAGUGUACCGUAUCCGUCCGGGCCUGAUGUCCUAUAUUUUCAUUGCGUUCGAUAUGGCUAUGGCCCGCCACGCUGCUAUUAUAUGACUGUCGAGGUCUCUUUGCUGUAUGAUUGCCUGUGAUCCUACUCUGCUGAAGCGAGCCUGCCUUCCAUUCUGCUAGUGAUCUAUUGGCAUCCUCAGUGUCUUGUCUUGUUCCAAGUUUUAAAUAUGUCCUUGUUGGGCUUUUCCGGCCCUGAUUUCGGCGGGAUCGCGCUUGUCGCGCUGCUACGCGGAGAAAUUGCGGCUGCUCCCGAACUGGUUGAUCCUUUACGUCAGUUACAUCUAAUAUGCCUAAUCGUGGAAGCCGGAAUUUCGGCGGCGCAGCUGCAACGCGUGGUCUUUUAAGGGUAUCUGUUAUUCUCGCUUGGUGCUGCGGGCGUUGCCUCAACAUUGAGGCUACUUGAGAACGUGGGCGUUUCUCGCGGUUGAACCCUAGAGUGCGAUGCUUGUCGCGUUGCUUUGCUUUCCUUGGAGCUGGCGGUAGCAUGUAGUCAAUACGGUUAUCUUCAGGAAUGUCAUCAGCAUCGUCUCCUGCAAAUAAAUCACCUGUGUCCAUCAAUUCUGAGAGAAUUUCACCCGAGGUUUGAUCAGCACGGGUUGGCUCAUCGUCGGAACUUGAGUCAUCAGGCAUGAGGAGAGCAUUCGAACGCAUUCCUUGGUUAUGGGUAUUGCUUCUAUCUCUCAUUAUUCUCCGGGCCACACCUUUACCGCUCUGGCGACGAUUGCGUAAGUAGCUAAGUCUUGCUUUCUCGGCCGCUGCCUUCUCCCUUUCCUGUUGCUGUUUAAGGUCAAGUCGUGGCCAUGAGGCCGGUAGCACCCCCUUAAUUCUCCGCCUAAGCCGUUGGAUUUCAAGAGUCGCAUGAUCUUCUGGUUCGUCCAGGUCUUCCGUUACUUCUGGUGGGUCUAUUUCUUCCACAUCAUUAACAUCUUCCAUCGACGGUAGCAAUUGUGACUGUGAUGAGUUAUUUCCCGUUUUCGAAUGAGUCUCAAGAUCAAGGCCCAGGCUGCCGCCACGAGGGAACCGGAAUUUGGCUGAUUUCUGAAGCCCAUUAACCGGUGAUUCUUGUCCAAACGGGGGCGAGGACGAGGGAACAUCGAAGACAUCCUCAGGUUCAAGUGGCGGAGUUCCCAUCAAUCGAUUGUCAACGACGACCUGUAUUUGGUUUGGUCUAGCCGCCUGGGGCUCAUUUCCACGGACCCCGCUAUAAGUGCGAGAUAUUCUUCUACGCUUCCGGUUGGAGCCAUUUGCAUCACGUCUCGACAGUGGUAAUUUGGUAGAGCUUGAAGACGGAGAUCUAGGUGGGAACCGGAACGACGCUGCCGGGCUGCUCGAUGGAGGGGCAUUUUCAUCCACGAACUCCUGGCCUUGAGACUCUUCCUGGCGAUUAGAAUCACUGUCUGCGGGUGCUAUACGAAUCGGGCGUAUAUUGUGACUUGCACACCAUCUCUGGUAUUCCACCUUGUCCGCUAAGUAAGGGUGGAGGUUGAUGAAAUUCCGACCCCGCAGCGUUCUCUUUACUCCCGGAUUUCGAAAAGAUGGCGGGGUUUGCGGAUUCGACGGAGCGGGUGACAAAGACGAAUCUUCGGUGUCAUUCCCUCCAUCCUCCUUCGAAAUUUUGAAUUGCGAGUCCUUUUUAGCUGGAGUACGUGGUCGGAAGUGUUCCUCGAAUUGUAACUCAUCAGGGGAGGAACUCCGGUCAGUACUUGAUGGGAAACAAUGAAUGGCAUCCGAAGAAGAUGUGGUGUUUCCAGUAAUGGUACUGGGUAACUCAACCCUCGAGAUAAAAUUACUCAAGCCAUCAUCAUAUUGGAGCGGGUCUUCGUCUAGAUCAUCGCCCUCAGAAGGUGCGUUACCAAAUCCCUGGGUAACGAUCUGAGAAUCGGGAUUCUCCUCCACUUGUUCUUGUGCCUGGUCUCCCAGGGGAUACAGAUCCUCCGUGAUAAAUUCCUGUCUAUGCGUAUUGGAUUCCGUUAUCUUUCCGGCCUCUUCAACCAGCCUAUCCGUUUGCUGUUUCUCGAAACGUUCGCUGCAAGAUACUGAGAGAUCAUGGAACUCCGGGCCAUCUUGCACCUGAUAUCCGAGUUUUCCAUGCGCACUCGCGUGCUCCGUAGAAUGUUCAUCAUCCCCAUGUGAACCGGGUGUCAAAGUCUCUCCGGUCCCUUCACUUAAUUUAUUGCUUUGCUGACUGUCGAAUUCGUCUUCCUCAUCCGAGUCUGGAACAAAGCCACGCUCUCGCCAUAAUUCCAUUUGCAAGCCAACAGUGAUAACCCAUCGCCUUAUGCUGUCAUAGUAAAUAAUAAGUUAAAUAAGCGGAAUUUAUGGUGUUAGGUGAAUUCGAAAAGGGUUUUCGCAAGUUCGUUGGCGGCGAUUGGAAACGUUGUAUUCGACGCGUCGUGAAACACGCGACGGCAAUCGCGAUCAGUAUCACGUGAUGUCGGCUUGCGAUUUUCUAAAAUCCUAGAGCAUGCAAGCAGUUUUUUUCUCCCUCCGGGAUUCGCUUUCGUUAACUGAUCAAUUGCACAAACAAUCCUUGCCUACGAUGGGUCGAAUGCGUGGGUUCAUCCCAGUUGCCUUAGCUGUGGGUUUUGGUGUCCUCAAUGGAUAUGUGACAUUCGCGCCGUCGUUUCUGAGCUUAGAGGCGGAUAAAAAGCAUGAGAAGGCACACGGGACGGAAUCAGCAACGCCAUCACAACCAUCUCAACCGCUACAGCCAUCCCAGCCAAAGCCAGUCGUGGACAAUGUAGCCGCUAUGCCUGAGGAUAAAAAUAGCACUGCUAAAACCGUAUCGGAAUCGCCCAAACAAUAGCCGGAAGCUAUCUCCGCAAAUUUUUGAGGCGAAGUCAAAACUAUACGAUUACCGAUCCGAAGGCUGUCGUAUAUUUGUGAUUUACCAUAUCAGCAAACGGCAUGAUGUGAAUAUAUCUACCCGCAUAGACAUUGAAAGCCAGGAUCGUGCGGACGCCUGUAAACAUAGGGCAAUUUUCCAUGCUGAGAUGGACGUCACCUGCUGGUUCUACUAAGAGGUACCAAGUCGAAGGAGACAAUAUGACGAUAUUUUACCAGCUUCGGGCUGAAGGAAUCUUCGUACCAGGGCCCCUUGCUCGCCUGGACCCUAUAUAUACAGUCUCCUAGAGUUUGGGAAUGAUAGAUAUGGUAUAAGCCUGGCGAUGUGAAGAAAAAGAGUACAAUUACUCCGUAAAGUUUUGACCGAAAGAUGUUUAAUUCACAAAAUGGUCCAACAAAAAUAGGAGCCAACGAAACUUUUGGGAAGUUUCCUCGAAGAAAAUACUCAGCUGGCAGUGAGGUACAGGAAACGUCUGCAUAUGCAUAUAUUUUUUAUACGUCGAGAUACUCAGGGGCUACUAUAUAUUACACCUACUAAUAGGGCUGUUUUUGUAUGCAGAGUUUCCAAUUUAUACAAGCGGGGGUACUAUUUUAUAGCCCUAUCCAACCGAUAUAUAUAAAAAAUAACUCCACCCUUUUGGUAGUAAUACACAAUAUGCCCGUAUUGCCCUCGCCUCCCAAUAAAUAUGAAAGCCAUCCCGCACAUUAAUGAAAAUAGUCCGAAAUUGAAAUGCACCUCUAAACGCCUCGCUGGUAUAAAGGAAUAACAGAGGGAAAACAAAGCCAUUUUCAAUGGUUUUACACCUCUUCCACAAGUCGGUGGCCCCGGCUAGGCUCAGUACGCCGAUUCGUAGGCAUAUUUCCAAAGAUCCGCCCGGCUGGUGUCCCAAACCAUUCCUCCGGCACCCCAACGCGACGACCAUCACGGUUAGAAACAUAUCGUAUCAUUAUCGGGUCAGGCUUUUCGGGUUCCUGUGGUUCUUGGGUUCUAGGGGUUGUGUCACCAGCGGCUGCGGUUUCGGCUGCAGAGAUCUUGCCCCGUCGUUUGGGGGCUUGUUUUUUGAGUAAUUUGUUAAUUGUAUCCAUCUUAAUUUAUUUUCAGACUUGUUAGUUAUGUUCCAUUUGGAAUAGAGAAUAGAUGCG
Molecule: messenger RNA, 4100 nt
Organism: Blastomyces dermatitidis ER-3
Lineage: Eukaryota; Fungi; Ascomycota; Eurotiomycetes; Onygenales; Ajellomycetaceae
Exons: 5
Coding region: 2578-2919 (113 amino acids)
Source: RefSeq, a predicted model, not a curated record